Messenger RNA from Gorilla gorilla gorilla (western lowland gorilla), 3134 nucleotides. Its product is annotated as zinc finger protein 491. Gene Ontology annotation, biological process: regulation of transcription by RNA polymerase II. The record is from RefSeq and is a predicted model, not a curated record. The transcript has a single exon. Gene Ontology annotation, molecular function: DNA-binding transcription factor activity; RNA polymerase II cis-regulatory region sequence-specific DNA binding. NCBI's taxonomy places the organism in Eukaryota, Metazoa, Chordata, Mammalia, Primates, Hominidae.
AUGGGAGAGAGACUCUUUGAGAGUACAGAAGGUAGUUAGUGUGGAGAAACUUUCACCCAGGUUCUGGAAGACAUGCUGAACAAGAAAACUCUUCCUGGAGUAAAAUCAUGUGAAAGUGGUACAUGUGGAGAAGUCUUCAUGGGAUAUUCAUCCCUUAAUAGGAACAUCAGAACUGACACUGGACACCAACCAUAUAAGCGUCAGAAAUUUUUAGAGAAGCCAUAUAAACAUAAACAACUUGGGAAAGCCUUGAGCCAUAGCCACUGCUUUCGAACACAUGAAAGGCCUCACACUAGAGAGAAACUUUUUGAUUGUAAGGAAUGUGGAAAAUCUUUCAUUUCUCCUGCAAGCAUUUGAAGACAUAUGGUAAUGCACAGUGGAGAUGGACCUUAUAAAUGUAAGUUUUGUGGGAAAGCCUUGGAUUGUCUCAGUUUAUACCUUACCCAUGAACGAACUCACACUGGAGAGAAACCAUAUGAAUGUAAACAAUGUGGUAAAGCCUUCAGUUGGCACAGUUCUGUUCGAAUCCAUGAAAGAACUCACACUGGGGAGAAGCCAUAUGAAUGUAAGGAGUGUGGGAAAUCAUUCAAUUUUUCCAGUUCCUUUCGCAGACAUGAAAGGACACACACAGGAGAGAAGCCGUACAAAUGUAAGGAAUGUGGGAAAGCCUUCAGUUGUCCCAGUUCUUUUCACAGGCAUGAAAGGACUCACACAGGAGAAAAACCCUAUGAAUGUAAACUAUAUGGGAAAGCAUUAUCUCGCCUUAUAAGCUUUCAAAGACACAUGAGAAUGCACACUGGAGAGAGGCCUCAUAAAUGUAAGAUAUGUGGGAAAGCCUUUUACUCUCCCAGUUCAUUUCAAAGGCAUGAAAGAAGUCACACUGGAGAGAAACCCUACAAACGCAAGCAAUGUGGGAAAGCCUUCACUUGUUCCACUUCAUUUCAAUAUCAUGAAAGGACUCACACUGGAGAGAAACCCUAUGGGUGUAAGCAAUGUGGGAAAGCCUUCAGAUCUGCCAAGUACAUUCGAAUACAUGGAAGGACUCACACUGGUGAGAAACCCUAUGAAUGUAAGCAAUGUGGGAAAGCAUUUCAUUGUGUCAGCUCCUUUCAUAGACAUGAAAGGACUCACACUGGAGAAAAAUCUUAUGAAUGUAAGCAUUGUGGGAAAGCCUUCACUUGUUCCAUAUAUAUUAGAAUACAUGAAAGAAUUCACACUGGAGAGAAACCUUACCAAUGUAAGGAAUGUAGGAAAGCCUUCAUUCAUUCCAGUUACUGUCGAAAACGUGAAAGAACUCACACUAUUAAUAUAUGAGAGAAAUGCUAUUUUUUAAUUUUUAUUUUUAUAGAGACAGGGUCUCACUAUCUUGUCCAGGUUGGUCUUGAACUCCUGGCCUCAAGCAUCCCUCCCAGCUUGAGGUGUCAAUAAAGGAAAGCAAUAAAAUGUAGAGAUGGAGUUAGGUGAUGCCACGCUGGGAUUCACUGGUGGCCUAUCUUACAUAUGAUUUCGAAGGCAGACAUGAGGAAGGCCUUAGUCACAUUUUAGAGCCAGCCAAAUUCACAUGGGCUGUGUGGCCCCAUGAUUCUAGCCCAUUUUCCUGAUUCUCUGGCUUGUCAAUCAAGAGUAUCCUCCAAAUCUCUUGACUGUCCUUUUUUCAGAGGUGUAGGUUUCCAAAGAUGUCCCCAGAAGCUCCACAUUCAAGUUCUAUCUACAGUUUGGUUUUUCUUUAAGUAUUGUAAUGUCUAUACCAGAGAGAUAAUGCAGACUGUCAUGGGUGGGGAAUGUUCUCUGAUGCUCAACUCCCCUAGUCUGCAGAUUGAGUUGGUAGGAGGUGUGAUUUGUUUACAUCCACCUUUGUUCCUGCUGGUAGUGACCUUGUUCUUGAUUCAGCCUGACAGCUACUAUGCUGCCAUCAGAACCAACUUGAUGAGAGCUCUGCUGCCCUGUGCAGUGACUGGUCUCAUCCAGGACUCUCAUGUGAGAAGGAACACCUUGCUCUGGUCAGGAAAUGUCUAGUGUUUCCUGUUAUCCACAGGAAAAUGUAAUGCCUCAGUUCAUUUUCAGUUAUCUUUGAUUAUAUGUGAUUGACAAUGUAUAUUUUUGAGGGAGCAAAGAGUUUUGUACAUAUUUCUUAAAAAUAGUUUAUUCAGCUGGGUGCAGUGGCUCAUGCCUGUAACCCCAGCACUUUGGGAGGCCGAGGUGGGCGGAUCACGAGGUCAGGAGUUUGAGACUAGCCUGGCCAACACGGUGAAACCCCAUCUCUACUAAAAGUACCAAAAUUAGCUGGGUGUGGUGGUGGAUACCUGUAAUCCCAGCUACUCGGGAGGCUGAGGCAGGAGAAUCUCCUGAACCUGGGAGGUGGAGGUUGCAGUGAGCCAAGAUCACGCCACUGUACUCCAGCCUGGACGAGAGAGCAAUACUCUGUCUCAAAAAAAAAAAAAAAAGUUUAUUCACUGUUCUUCAGUUGUGUACUUACAAAUGUUGUUCUCUUUUUUUUGUAUACUGAGAAGCUCUAUUAAAAUAUCCCUUGUCAACAUGGAUCAGAUCAAAUGUAUACUGUUACCAAAUUAUUUGUUUGAUAUUGUGAAUCAAUAUCACCAUGUGUACAAACCUCAUUUAUUUCCUGAUGUAAAUUAUACAUUUCAUGCAUAUCUACUUAUAAUUUUUACCUUUUUUUUUUUUUUUUGAGACAGGGUCUUGCCCUAUAACCCAGGCUGGAGUGCAGUGGUGCAAUCAUAGCUCAUUGCAGCUCUGAGCUCCUGGGCUUAAGCAAUCCUCCUGCCUCAGCCUCCUGAGUUUCUGGGACUACAGGUGUGCACCAUCAUGCCUGGCUAAUUUUUUUUUUAAUUUUUAGUACAGAGGAGGUCUUGUUAUGCUCCCCAGGCUAGUCUCCAACUCCUGGGCCAAAGCAAUCCUCCUGUCUCAGUCUUCCAAAGUGCUGAGAUUAUAGGCGUGAGCCACUGUUCCCAGCCACAAUUUUUAUCUUGACCAUAAUUUGUCAUUCUUUUAUAAUCCCCGAAGUUAAAUCUUGCUGUUAUGAGUGCUCUCUUGCCCAAAACCACCAGUACUAAAAAAACUGUUGUCAAAGAGGAUGUAAUAAAUUGUAGUAAUAAAUAUGACCACAAGCCAUAAAU